Molecule: messenger RNA, 632 nt
Organism: Guillardia theta CCMP2712
Lineage: Eukaryota; Cryptophyceae; Pyrenomonadales; Geminigeraceae
Exons: 3
Source: RefSeq, a predicted model, not a curated record
UCUCCCUCCCUCCCUCCCUCCCCCCCUCCUCAGAUUCUUGCAUCUACUCCACGGCUCCUCUUCCUGUUUGUUUUCCACCAGUGGCUCACUGACUCUCCCCUCUCUCUUGCAGUGGUCUCCGGCGCGCCCUCCUCUCCCUCAUCCGCAACAUCGGCAUCUCUCUCUUCCGCAUUCGCAGGGACCUGCGCAGCCCAUGGCCGAUCGUCCUCAUCCUCGCCAUGUAUGCUGGGGCUCUGCACAUCUUUAUUGCGUAUCUCCUUCACGACGUGGCUGUACGAACUACCACAUGAGCAUAGGAGGCGACGCGGAGCAACUCAACCUGAGCGUCCGGGGCCCCGAGGGAUUUUGUUUGAUAGUGUGAAGUACUUGUAUCAAUUCAGAGACAUCUGCAACAUGUCCGAGAGCACCUGUACAGGCACAAGUUGCCUUUUACCUGCUGCUGCGCCCGGCUGCCGCCGAUCGGUGAAACUUUGAGACUUCAGUGGCGAAAUUUCUGAAAGUUUGGACGUUCUGGGGCCGAAACUUCGAAAAGUGGAAGGGUUAACUACCAUGAGGUUUAGUUAUCAUUAUUUUAGUAUUUUAAAUAGAGCCAUGUUCAAAAUUUCUAUUGAAAAAACUUGGUAGUAAAUCGU